Messenger RNA from Danio aesculapii, 1223 nucleotides. RefSeq names its product forkhead box protein N2. Gene Ontology annotation, molecular function: cis-regulatory region sequence-specific DNA binding; DNA-binding transcription factor activity. The coding region runs from base 42 to 1040 and encodes 332 amino acids. The transcript is spliced from 4 exons. The record is from RefSeq and is a predicted model, not a curated record. Lineage: Eukaryota; Metazoa; Chordata; Actinopteri; Cypriniformes; Danionidae. Gene Ontology annotation, cellular component: nucleus. Gene Ontology annotation, biological process: regulation of DNA-templated transcription.
CAGAUGAAUGUGUGGACCUGUAUCUUACAACUGGGAGACAGAUGGAGAUAAACACACAAGCACUGCCACCCCACUCUCCUCUACAUUUCCCCAGAAAUAAUUCAGAAGCUCUGCCUCUUUCCCCUUCUCUUCCACAGUCUGCAUCCCUCCAUUCCUCCCAUCUCCUCUCUUCAUCCAGCCCGCGGGUCUCUGGAGGCUCACACUGCCUCAGCCCCUCCACAGCACCUGAGCAGGAUGACCUGACCUGCCUCAACUGGCUGCAUCAAAGAGGGAAUCUAUUGCCCCUACAACCUUUGCCUAAAAUCAGCACACUGCCCCAGACGUUUGAGCCCAUUCCUGCCCAACAUCUGCCAUCAUCCCCGGCCAAACCGCCGUACUCUUUUAGCAGUCUCAUCUUCAUGGCAAUAGAAAACUCGCCUGAGAAGAGCCUCCCCGUGAAGGGUAUUUAUGAGUGGAUUGUGGAAAACUUUCCCUAUUAUAGAGAGGCUCCAGGUGGAUGGAGGAACUCUGUCCGACACAACCUGUCCUUGAGCAAGAGCUUCCAACGAAUACAUCGAGACAAGAGUCAAUCAGUUGGAAAAGGCUCAUUAUGGCGCGUUUGUCCAGAAUAUCGUCCCGCUCUUCUGGAAGUUCUCAGAAAAACACAUUAUUGUCAUCGUACAAACAGAAGCUUGUUGAACAAGCCUGUUUUGUUGCAGGCGACUGAUAAUGGGCAGAACAUGUUUAGUGAUACCAUGGAAAUGUCAGAUCUAGAUUCUCUGUCUUCAAACCCACCGUGUUCAUUUACACCUGAUCACGAAGAGCUCGUUCCCAUGGAGUCUGUGGGACUUCCUGAAGUCACUGGCGAGGAUUCAGAGAAGGAUCCACUGGCUGACAGUGGGUACAUUGAGUUACACUACUAUCAGUAUCAGCAGUAUCAGUACCUGGUUCUUCCAGGAGACACUGAGUUGGACCUGGAGACGGUUGAGAUCCUGCAGCUCGAUGCAGAGGCUCAGGAGGCCGCAGGGUCACUGCUCGACCUCGCAGGGGGAAACCAUUAAGAGGUGACCUGUGUGUGCAAGUACAAGCAAGAAGAGUUAAUGGCGAGAAAACUCUACCCCAGCAAACAAUUUUGUGUUAAAUAGACGUCUAAAAGACAAAGCUAAACUUAGACUUUCAGUGAAAAUCUAACAGACAUCUAAGAAUAGCCCAAAACCAGACUAGUCGUCAAAUAGACAGAUUAG